This is a messenger RNA of Colossoma macropomum (tambaqui), 5233 nucleotides long. RefSeq names its product NACHT, LRR and PYD domains-containing protein 12-like. Lineage: Eukaryota; Metazoa; Chordata; Actinopteri; Characiformes; Serrasalmidae. Gene Ontology annotation, molecular function: protein binding. The transcript has 22 exons. Bases 148 to 5151 code for a protein of 1667 amino acids. The record is from RefSeq and is a predicted model, not a curated record.
UUAAUAAAAGUGAAAGUGAAAGGAACUCUAACAACACCGACGCCAUCAGCUACAGAAGGAGCGGAGGGAGGAUGACGGACUCGUUUUUGGAGCAGAGAACUGCAGCAUGUCCACUGUCCUACUGUAUCUGAGAAGACUGAAAACCUCAUGAUGGAGCCUCAUCAUCUACAUCUUCAUCCCUUCAGCAGUGGUGAAGGAACCUAUGACUCAAAACUGCAGACACACAGAGCAGAACCUCCAGAGCCCAGCUGUGUGUCUUUAAAGAGCAACAACUCAACGUUUGAACCUCCUUAUGUCAAUUAUGAAAACAUCAGUACUGACCUGAGCUGGAAGAGAUUCAGAGGAGAACCUUUAGAGCCCAGCUGUGUGUCUUUGAAGAGCAACAACUCAAUGUUUGAGCCUCAGAAUUUCAGUAAUGAACAAAACAGUACUGACCUGAGACUGCAGAAAUUCAGAGUAGAACCUCCAGAGUCCAGCUAUGUGUCUUUGAAGAGCAAUAACUCGAUGUUUGAGCCUCCUAAUUUCAGUAAUGAAAGAACCAGUACUGACCUGAGUUGGAAGAGAUUCAGAGCAGAACCUCCAGAGCCCAGCUGUGUGUCUUUGAAGAGCAAUAACUCGAUGUUUGAGCCUCCUAAUUUGAGGAAUGAAAGAACCAGUACUGACCUGAGCUGGAAGAGAUUCAGAGCAGAACCUCCAGAGCCCAGCUGUGUGUCUUUGAAGAGCAGUAACUCGAUGUUUGAGCCUCCUAAUUUGAGGAAUGAACAAACCAGUACUGACCUGAGACUGCAGACAUUCAGAGCAGAACCCCCAGAGCACAGCUGUGUGUCGUUGAAGAGCAACAACUCAGUGUUUGAGCCUCCAAAUUUCAGUAACGAAAGAACCAGUACUGACCUGAGCUGGAAGCGAUUCAGAGCACAACCUCUAGAGCGCAGCUGUAUAUCUUUGAAGAGCAACAACUCGAUGUUUGAGCCUCCUAACUUCAGUAAUGAAAGAACCAGUUCUGACAUGAGACUGCAGGCAUUGAGAGUAGAACCUCCAGAACCCAGCUGUGUGUCUUUGAAGAGCAACAAUUCAAUGUUUGAGCCUCAGAAUUUCAGUAAUGACAGAACCAGUUCUGACCUGAGACUGCAGGCAUUGAGAGUAGAACCUCCAGAACCCAGCUGUGUGUCUUUGAAGAGCAACAACUCAAUGUUUGAGCCUCAGAAUUUCAGUAAUGACAGAACCAGUUCUGACCUGAGACUGCAGGCAUUGAGAGUAGAACCUCCAGAACCCAGCUGUGUGUCUUUGAAGAGCAACAAUUCAAUGUUUGAGCCUCAGAAUUUCAGUAAUGACAGAACCAGUGCUGACCUGAGAUUGCAGAGAUCACUGCUUGAGCCUCCUUUAUUCAGUAAUGAAAAAAACAGAACUGACCUGAGCUGUGGUGGGGAAUCAUCACUUCAGGAUCAGUCCAAGUGUGGAUUGUGUGAGCAGAUUCAGACAGAUUCAGUCUCUAUCACCUGUGGACACACAUUCUGUAGACAGUGCAUCAACAGCUAUUGGAACCAGUCUGCUCAGUCAGGUGACUUUGUCUGUCCCCACUGUAGAAAGAGGUUUAAAACACGUCCUGUUCUGUAUCAACACAUAGAGGAGUCCAUGAAGCAGGAAGCAGUGGGUGAUGUCCUGCACAGAGUCAUACAGAGACACAAAACCAGCAUGAAGAACAGAUACGAGAGCUUAUUUGAGGGAUUCAAAACACAAGAGAAUAAAACCCUCCUGAACAGGAUUUACACUCAGCUCUACAUCAUAGAGGGAGAGAGUGAAGGAGUGAAUGAAGAACAUGAAGUUUUACAGAUUGAAAAAACACUCUGGAACCAGCACUUGCAAGAUACACCAAUUAACUGCUUAGGAAUCUUUAAACCUGUACAGUGCACUGUAGAAGAAAUGGAAGAAGACAGCAUCAGAACUGUGAUGGCUGAAGAUGUCAAACAUGAAGGAAGAGAAGAAGAUAAAGGUCCACAAGUGCAGAAACUCAGAACUGUGCUGACUAAAGGCAUUGCUGGCAUUGGAAAAACAGUCUCUGUGCAGAAGUUCAUUCUGGACUGGGCUGAAGGAAAAGCCAAUCAGGAUGUAGAUUUGAUGUUUGUUCUUCCAUUCCGAGAGCUGAACCUGACUAAAGAUCACCAGUACAGUCUUCAUAGACUUCUGUGUGACUUCCAUCCUGAGCUCAGAGAUCUGGACACAAAGAUAUAUGAUGAGUGUAAAAUAGUGUUCAUAUUUGAUGGCCUGGAUGAAAACAGAAUUCCACUGAACUUCUUACAGUGUAAGAACCUGUCAGACAUAACCAAGGAGUCACCACUGGAUGUGCUGAUGACAAACCUCAUCAAAGGUGAGCUGCUUCCCUCUGCUCACAUCUGGAUAACCUCUCGACCAGCAGCAGCCAAUCAGAUUCCUUGUCAGUACAUCAACCGUGUGACAGAAAUUCAGGGAUUUAAUGACCCACAGAAGGAGGAAUACUUCAGAAAGAGAAUCAGUGACCAAGACCAAGCCGACUUUAUCAUCUCACACAUUAAGAAAACAAGGAGUCUCCACAUCAUGUGUCACAUUCCAGUCUUCUGUUGGAUCUCAGCCACUGUUCUUCAGCACAUAAUGAAACAGGGUAUUUCAGAAAUCCCUAAAACUCUGACUGAAAUGUAUUCACACUUCCUGAACACUCAGACAAUCAUGAGGAAUGAGAAGUAUGAGGAUAAAUAUGAGAGAAGUCCAAAGUAUCUCUUGGGAUCCAACAGAAAGUUGCUUCUGAAACUGGCUGAACUGGCUUUCAAACAGCUGAUGAAGGGCAAUGUGAUGUUCUAUGAAGAAGACCUGAAAGAGUGCGGUAUUGAUGUGUCUGAGGCCUCAGUGUACUCUGGCAUUUGCACUGAGAUCUUUAGAGAAGAAUUUUUGCUGUACCAGAAGAAGGUCUACUGCUUUGUUCAUCUGAGCUUUCAGGAGUUCCUGGCUGCUCUCUAUGUGUUUCAUUGCUAUGUGAGCCAGAACAAGGAGGAACUGCAAGUUUUUAAGAUAAAGAACACAAAGCAGUCUGACAGUAUUUCAUUGGAAGAUCUGCUAAGGGGAGCUGUACAAAAAGCUGUAAAGAGUGAGAAUGGAAACCUGGAUCUAUUUCUCCGUUUUCUGCUGGGAAUUUCACUGGAGUCUAAUCAACAGCUCUUAAAAGACCUUCUGACUCAAACAGUAAGCAGCUCAGAGAGCAUCAACAAAACAGUUCUGCACAUCAAACGCCUAAUACCAUCAAAGAAUCUUUCUUCAGAGAAAUCCAUCAACCUGUUCCUCUGUCUCACUGAAAUGAAUGACCAGUCUUUAUCCAAAAAAAUCCAGGAAUAUCUGAAAUCCAAGAAAGGCUUCAAAAAGAAACUCUCUAGUGGAGAGUGUUUAGCACUGGCCUACAUGCUUGUGACUUCAGAGGAGGUGUUCGAUGAGCUGAACCUGAAGAAUUACAACGCAACCAGGAGUGGUUAUUUGAGAUUGAUCCCAGCUGUGAGCAACUGCAAAAAGGCUAUACUAGCUAACUGUAAACUCACCAUGCACUCCUGUGAAACUCUGUGCUCUGCUCUGAAAUCAACAAACUCACCCCUGAAAGAACUGGACCUCAGUUACACUGGCCUGCAGGACUCAGAAGGGAAGCUGCUCACUGCUGGAUUGAAGAGUUCAAACUGUGUACUGGAGAUACUCAGACUAUCUUGGUGUAAUAUUGGGAGAAAGUCCUGUGAAAAUCUGGGAUCGGCUUUACAACUGGUAAACUCCUCCCUGAAAGAGCUGGACGUCAGCAACAAUGACCUUCAGGAUUCAGGAACAGAGCUGCUCUCUGCUGGACUGAAGAGUCCACACUGUAAACUGGAGAUACUCAGACUAUCUUCAUGUAACAUAGGGAAAAAGUCUUGUGAAAAUCUAGGAUCAACUUUACAACUGGUAAACUCCUUCCUGAAAGAACUAGACCUCAGCAACAAUGACCUUCAGGAUUCAGGAACAGAGCUGCUCUCUGCUGUACUGAAGAGUCCACACUGUAAACUGGAGAUACUCAGACUGUCUUCAUGUAAUAUUGGGAAAGAGUCUUGUGAAAAACUGGGAUCAGCUUUACAACUGGUAAACUCCUCCCUGAAAGAGUUGGACCUUAGGAAAAAUGACCUUCAAGAUUCAGGAACAGAGCUGCUCUCUGCUGUACUGAAGAGUCCACUCUGUAAACUGGAGAUACUCAGACUAGAUUCCUGUAAUCUUGGGGAAAAAUCUUGUGAAAAUCUGGGAUCAGUAUUACAACUGGUAAACUCUUCCCUGAAAGAGCUGGACCUCAGUAACAAUGACCUUCAGGAUUCAGGUGCAGAGCUGCUCUCUGCUGGACUGAAGAGUCCACACUGUAAACUGGAGAUACUCAGACUGUCUUACUGUUUAAUUGCAGAGGAAGGCUGUUCUUCUCUGGCUUCAGCUCUGAGUUUAAACCCCUCACACCUGAAAGAACUGGAUCUGACCUACAACCACCCAGGAGAGUCAGCAGUGAAGCUGCUCUCUGCUAGACUGGACGAUCCACACUGUAGACUGGACACACUCAGGGUGGAUUAUGGGGGGGAGGUGUGGAUGAAACCAGGACCAAAGAGAUAUUCCUGUGAGGUCACUCUGGAUCCAAACACAGUGCACAGACGUCUCUCUCUGUCUGACGGGAACAGAAAGGUGGAGAAUGUGGGAUCUUCACAGUCGUAUCCUGAUCAUCCAGAGAGAUUUGAUUACUGGGAUCAGGUUCUGUGUAGAGAGAGUCUGACUGGACGCUGUUACUGGGAGGCUGAGUGGAGCGGGAUGGUUUAUAUAGCAGUAACAUAUAAAUCAAUCAGCAGGAAAGGAAACAGUGAUGACUGUCAGUUUGGAGGGAAUGUAAAGUCCUGGAUUCUGAGAUGCUCUAAUAACAGUUACUCUGUCUGUCACAAUAAUAACAGCACUGAUCUCUCUGCUCAUCCCUCCAGCUCUGGGACAGUAGGAGUGUAUCUGGACUGUCCGGCCGGCUCUCUGUCCUUCUACAGAGUCUCCACUGAUAAACUGACCCAUCUACACACUUUCAACACCACAUUCACUGAACCUCUAUACGCUGGGUUUACAGUUUGGAGUAACGGCUCAGUGUGUUUAAAAUAAAAUAACAAUGUGUCUGAGAACAGUUUACUCUCUCUCUCUCUCUCUCUCUCUCUCUCUCUCUCUGUCUUUCUCUCUGUCUUUC